UGUUCUUUCACUCUCAUCUGAUAUGCAAUGUCUCACCAUGACAUGAAGAUAACACUUGCAUUGUUCACUUAAACUGAGCAGGCAGCCACAUCAGAUUUGAUUUUUUCUCUCUCUUGGUAAUUCAUUUUUCCCUCCACAACUUCUUUGGUUCUUGUUGGAUUUAGGAGGAUUUUUAUUUUUUAUUUUUUUGCAAUUUUUAUUUAAUUUUUUUAAAUUUAUAUAAGAAAAACACAUUUUGGAAAUUACUUGGAUGCAGCGGCUCCAGCAGCUCAGAAGAGAUGUCAUCUUUACUUUCUCACAGCAAAGAUCAGCCACGCAUCAGAAAGUCGCUCUCUGACUCUUGUCCAGCUCCGUCCACGGCUGCCACCAGGAGCCUGGGGCAUGACAGACUGACGAGACUGAGCUCAUCCGGGUCAUCGGACGCUUCCAGUGACAAAUCGACAAACCACGCCGAGUCCUACUUCUUACGGAGGGAGAACAGGCUCUCUGCGAAGAAGAAGGCCGAGGAGGAGACGCUGAACAGCGAUUACAAAAAGAUGUAUGAAAAAGCUCUGGCUACAAAUCAACGGCUCAAGUCCCGACUGGAAACCAGUAAACAGGAGCUGACCGUGAUCCAGAACCAGCUGCAGAGAGCGCAGAAGGAAGGAUCCAAUGAUUGUGGUUCCAAUGUGCUUGAAGCAGAAAAAAAGGAAAGUUGGAGCCUUAAAAAAAGGAUAUCAGAUAUGGAAGAACAGUUGAAGGUUAAAGCAGAGCUGAAGAUGGAAAACCAGAGACUGAAGGAUGAGAACGGGGCUUUAAUCCGUGUCAUCACAAAACUGUCCAAGUGAGACGGGGAGCAGGAGGGGGAGACGAGGCGGGGAGGACUCCUGAAGUCGUAUUUAUACCUGUGUUCUGUGUACAUUGAAACAUAAAUCCUUCCUGUAAAAGGAUCUAGCUACAUAGUUGUGGAAACUUGAACCCAUUUAGAUGGUGUUUUUUUUUUUUUUUUUGGUGCUGAAUGACAGAGAUGCCUAAAAAGGAAGCAUGACUGCUUUCAAUCGCAUGUUCAGUGUCACGAGUAAAUCUUACAGGUGUCAGACUGCAAAUGUGUGUACAACAGUAACACAUCCCUGAAAUAAAUUAACAUUUAUACUAUUUCCAGAAUACUUCUGAGUGCCAGUUCUUGUUUUAUAUGCUUGUUCUACCUAAAGUCGAAAUGUUAAUGAUCAGACAGCCACCAAGCACAUCCCUGCAGACAAAUGUACAAAAUCUUGCAGGUAUUUUCAUUGUGGUAUUACCAUGGAAACUGCAUGCAGACUCUGAAAUCUGGCUCCAGGCUCGCCGAGGACAGAAAAUGAUAAAUGAACUCGGUGGAGUCAUCCCUGAUUUGAAAGCUUGACCUUGACAGAUGCUAUCACAACGGACACGCUUUUACUCCAACACACAGGAACAGAAAUGCAAUCAAAUGCCCCAAAAUUCUUCAUAGAGAGAAAGAAGAAGAAAAAAAUGUUUGUUUGGCUCAGGGUCCAGCAGAGAAGACAGAAAUGAAAUAUGCGUUGGCAACGUCAGUGAAGGCACAACCUAAGCCUACCUGGCUUUUGUUGUGAUCCUUCCAUCCAUCGUCUAUUGAUCUUUAUCCAACCUGAGGUCACCGGGAACUGGAGCUGAUCCUCGCUGGUAUGAGCCAAGGCAGAGUACAGUCCGUCACAGAAAGACACCACUCACAUUCUCACCGAUGGUCAAUUUAGAGCUAUGACUUAACCUAAAGUUGAACAAAACUGGAGGACGAGGAGAAAACACACACAGAACAUGCAAACCCCAGGGGCAAAGGUUAUUCUAUCAGUUACUGUUAUUGAUAUCUCUAUUAAUGUAUUUUUAUUUUUUUACAAGAUGUUAAAUAAGUAUAACAAGUAACUGUUUUGCUGUUUUCAUCCAUAUUUUGCUUGAUCAGGACACAGUAAAGAUGAUUCAUAAGCAUUACAUGAGUUGAGUUUUGCAUUUAAGGUUAAGGUGAAGACUUGAGUUGGCAAACAAACAUGCAGCCAUGUUGAUAUUCUGUGCAACACAACCAUGAUAGUGUAUUCUAAGCUAUAUUUCGGAAGGAUGUUUUGAUUCCUGCUUUUCGCCACGGACAUGAUACUGUACGUUUCCAAUUAGUGAGUUUUAGGAGAAAAAAUAUUGUUGUGGUCAUUGCUGGAUUAGCAGGGAGAGUUGUCUUUAUUUGUUAUGAUUAAUGACUGUUUGAAACGGCGGUGCGUAGGAGAGCGAUACAUACGGUGAACUGCCUUGAGCUGCUGUGCUUAAUAUCAACACCGAAUGACUAAUUGUUGCAUAAUAAAUGUUAUUUUGUCAACAGAUAGGCUACAGUAUAAUCACAAAUCCAACUGUUCUCAUCUCAGUCUCGGUGAAGGAUGGUCGGUCACACUUUGAAUCCUCAUCUUUUCAUCAAUCCCAGACAUUUCACCCAGCCUGAUUGAAAUGCAUUAUUUCAUAACAUUUGAUUGAGAUUUCAUUAUUACAAGAAAAGUGUGUCGACUGUGUCACUGUGAAAUUUCCUGGACAAGCUUUAGAAUUGUAGAUUACUA
Messenger RNA from Salarias fasciatus (jewelled blenny), 2564 nucleotides. Its product is annotated as protein phosphatase 1 regulatory subunit 12B-like. The coding region runs from base 279 to 827 and encodes 182 amino acids. Gene Ontology annotation, molecular function: enzyme inhibitor activity; protein kinase binding; phosphatase regulator activity. The transcript has 7 exons. Lineage: Eukaryota; Metazoa; Chordata; Actinopteri; Blenniiformes; Blenniidae. Gene Ontology annotation, cellular component: cytoplasm. The record is from RefSeq and is a predicted model, not a curated record.